CAGUACAAUUAAUUUCUAACAAUCCAUAUCAGUAGUAAAUUAUUUAGUGCCAGUGUUUUACUGUAUUAACGGUGAAAAAGUGUCAUACAUUGUCCUCAAUAACAUAUCUUUUUCUCUAGUUAAACCUAGAUUUCUAGGCUGUGGCCCGCAACCAACUGAUCUUUCAACACAAUCAAUAUACAACCCUUCAUUUAAAUAUUUUAAACUAUGUUUAUUUGAUGCUAUGUACCAACUCAAGAGUAGUCUCGAGGUGGCUGUCGAGGCAGCAGCUCGGGUAGACGCAGUUUUAGCUAAGAAAGGAAAAAUCAAACCAAACCCCAUUCUUGUUAAUGCCAACAAAGCACCAACUGAUCUAUUUCAAACUGAGUUUGAGAUCAACGAUGUCCCAGUGACUGCAAGGAAUCUCCUUACCAAGGGUAUCACCCAGGAAGAAAUCAACCACUUUUCAGGAGCUUCAAUUUCAACAAGGGGACGAUACGUUAACCCAGAGGACAAGGACAAACUUCCAAAGGGCGAGAGACCAUUGUAUCUAUUCAUUCAAGGACCUAACAAACAAUCAUUGGAUUUGGCCAUUCAGCGAAUCGACUCAUUGAUUAAGGAAGUUAUGGAGCAAGAGAAGUUCAAGAUGGGUCCCCCUCCAGUCAUACCAACUGUUAUGCAGACCUCUUUUCCAGGAAUGGAAAAAGUGAUAGUGGGUCUGGACCAUGCUCCAGCCACGUUUGACGUGAGAGGCAAGGUGCUGGGCCCUGGUGGUGCCAACUUACAAUACAUCAGUAAUGAGACAGGUGCUGUAGUAACACUGAGGGGACGUACCAGUGGCUACCCAGAGUCUGGUCUGGGCGGCCAGGAGUCUCCAGAACCUCUGCACAUCUGUGUGGAACAUCAAAAGAUAGAGGUACUGCAGGCUGCCAGACAACUGGCCUUCAACUUGGUAGAGACUAUACAGCAAGAGUUUGUCCAGUUACACCCCCAGUUACCUGGACCUCUGCAGGUCCCUGACCAGCUACCCCCUGGGCUGAUACUACCUCUGCCUGGUCAAGUUGGUGGCUUAGUGAGUGUCCCUCCACCCAGUAUGGCUGUACCCCCGCCACAGAUAAUAGAGCAGCCCCCGCCUAUACAGACAGUCACAAUGCCACCACCAGGUGUACAUAUACCUUCACAUACAGGACCUCUCACUCAGGGAAUUCAACAACCUCCUCCCAUCGCAGGAUUGCCUAUUCACAGUCAAGCUCUCCAACAGGUAUUGAGUCAGCCUCCGCCUUCCUUAACUACGCAGGCACACCUUGGACCUCCUCCUGUCUCCGUAUCCAGCUCUGCAGCACAACACAGCCAGACUCAGGCGUUCAUCACCCAGGCCACCUACCCCAUACAGUACAUCCAGACAGGAGGAGCUGGUGGUCAAGUGCUGAUACCACAACAGCAGCAGCUGAUACAAGGUCAGCAACAAGCUCAGCUGCAGCUCAUACCUGGGCCUAAUGGCACACAGCAGCUAGUCAUGCAGCAGCCUCAACAGCAGGUGACAAUGCUGCUGCAGUACCAACAGCCAGGGGAGGCUGGCAAGGCUGGAGUGUCUAGAUUGAUCAACCCUCAGCGUCUGACUACUCCUGUACAGAUACAACUACAGCCUGGAGUCCAACUCAUCAACCCUCAGUUGCUGCAGCCAGGCCAGACACAGGUCCAACUUCAACUACAACAGCCAAUAGCACAACAGUUGAUCCGGGGAGCCGGGACUCAACAGUUGCAACUGCAACAGACUAGAGUUCAGUUGCAGCCAGUCGAGCAACAACAGCAGCUGCUACUGCAACAACAGGUUCAACUUCAGCAACAACAAUCACAACCGCAUCAACCAUCUCAGCAGCAACAACAGCAACAAGCUCAACAGCAACUACAAAAGCAGCAACAACAAAUUCAGCAGCAGCAAAUCCAACAGCAACAGCAAAUCCAUCAGCAACAAAUUCAACAACAACAGCAACAAAUGCAGCAGCAGCAACAACAACAGAUUCAACAGCACCAGCAGCAGCAACAACAGAUUCAACAGCAACAGCAGCAGCAACAACAAAUUCAACAGCAACAGCAGCAGCAACAACAUAUUCAACAGCAACAGCAGCAGCAACAACAUAUUCAACAGCAACAACAGCAGCAACAACAUAUUCAACAGCAACAGCAGCAACAACAACAUAUUCAACAGCAACAGCAGCAGCAACAACAGAUUCAGCAGCAACAACAAAUCCUACAGCAACAGCAACAAGGUCAUCCGCAACAAGGUCAUCAACAACAGAUUCAAAUGGCUCAGCAACAGAAUCAGCCUCAACAGGGGAACCAGCACAUGUCACAAAGUCCCCAGCAAACUCCUCAGAUACAGCAGAGUGCUCAACAACAGCAACAGAUGAAUCAACAAAACCACGCUCAGUCUCAACAGAGGGAGCAGAAGCAGAAUCAGCAACAACAGCACCAACAACAUCAACAACAACACCCGCAACAUCAACAGAACUCCAACCGGGGACCUCCUCCACACAACCAACAUCCGCACCAGGGUCAGAAGCGCAAAUACGAAGGGGAAUCUCAACCACCCAACAACUAUCAGGGACCGCCCCAACCAGUUCCACCACCCAAACAGACGGUUGCUUCCCCCCAGAAACAGGCUGCUCCAAUUGGAAACGGAGUGACCGGACAGAAUGCAGCCGCAGCCGGAAUAUCUCAGUUGCCUCCGCAGAUGAAAUCACUGAUGCCCCCGCCACCCCCGCCGCAGUCCGGGGCUCCAGAUAAUUGGCAGAAUUCGUCCGAACAGAUGAAUCAACAAAACAGAGGUGACCAGCCUCCACCUCCACAGGCCCAGCCUGACAGAGGCAACAUGUCCAGACAAGAGAGGCCAACAUUCAACCACUACUCGUCCAAGCCUCAGCUGUACAAUGCCAACCUGCCCUUCCACAUGCAGGGCCUCGGGGCCUACCCUCCCCCACCACCGCCACCACCUCCACCGGUGCCCAAUCCAGGCAUGAUGCCUCCUCCAGGGCAAUACCCGUUCUAUCAGCAAGCUCCAGCGGCACCUCCACCCACCCAGUACCCAUACUUUAUGAUGCCGCAUCAACAGUAAAUGUUCUAUGGGGGGUUAUCACCAAGUGAAUGAGGAAAAUAGUCUGCUUUGUGGUUUAAAGAUGUAAAAAUAUAAAAUAUUUUAUUUUUACUACAGGGGUGGAAAUAGAAGCACUUGGUAUUUCCAGUGUUUUUGUAGAUCUAUUUGAGGUUCUUUUCGAGGCAAAUAGUCUACUCUGUGGUGUAAAAGAGCAACAACAUGAAACGUUGCUACUACAGGGGCAAUAGAAGCAUUUGGCAUUUCCAGUGUGUUCGUUAAUGUACAUAUUGUUAUAUAUAUAUAUUUAAGUUAUUUUAAAUGUGUGACCACGUAGUACUGAUUUUUUAAGUGUUGUAUUCUUCUUUUCUGUCCUGUAUUAAAUUAUGUAUCUAAUCUGAGAAUUGUACUUUAGUUACAUGAUAAACGAUAGUAAUAGUA
Molecule: messenger RNA, 3511 nt
Organism: Macrosteles quadrilineatus (aster leafhopper)
Lineage: Eukaryota; Metazoa; Arthropoda; Insecta; Hemiptera; Cicadellidae
Product: putative mediator of RNA polymerase II transcription subunit 26
Exons: 19
Coding region: 224-3094 (956 amino acids)
Cellular component (GO): nucleus
Molecular function (GO): RNA binding
Source: RefSeq, a predicted model, not a curated record